UCUGGGUACCCCACACACAUUCCAUGCAACCACACGACGACAACCAAGAACUCGGCGCCCAGGCCUUACUACAACUCCUGGACCUAAAAAAGGACGAGGAGCUUUUAAAGGACGGGCUUGAUCUCAUCCAACAACACAAUGAGUACUCGGAUCCUGAUAAGAUCAACGAGGUAGAGGCGGCCGUGUUGAGAUACGUGGGCGGCACGCUCGACGAUGCGCCCGACGACAAAAAGCGCAAGUUGUUCAGCGACGAGCUCGCGAACAUUAAUUUUCAGCAGUGGACCGGGUUCCUCGAGGACGAGUUUGCCUUUCCAGGCAAGCGCCAAAAGAAAAAGAAGGACAAUGUGGACCCUGAGCUUGCGCAGAUGGGCGCAGAGCACGAGAUCCGCGCGGAGGCCGAGGGCGAGAUGGGCACCGCGUCGGAACACGAGCAAUUGGUACAGGCCGCGAUCAUGGAUGCGCGCGAGCUUGCAAGCCAGUUGGGACCGUUGGACGAGUUCGGCUACCGUGGGCUCGCGGGCGGCGAGGCCGCGCAGCAGUUGCAGCAGUUGCAGCAGCACGCAGCGCAGGCGAUUGCGGCAGCAGACGGGCCUGCUCCCACUUCCAGCUUGAACACAGGGAUGCACGCGAAUGCACACCCCGAGGUGGCGGCGUUGGUGGCCGCUGCGGCCGCGCGCGCGUCAAACUGGGUGACCGCGCCCGCGCACGGCAAGCUGUUUUCGCCAGAGGAGAUUGAGGCACUCGACCGCUUCAUCGGCGCGUACUGUGAGAUCAACAAGAUGACGCGGCGCGAUAUCUGCGAGCGUGUGUGGUGCAACGAGCGCAAGAAGGACGACUUCUGGGAGGCGCUCCAGAAGGUACUCCCACAUCGGUCGCGCGCAUCCGUGUAUAAACACGUGCGCCGGCUGUACCACAUCUUUGACGUACGCGGCAAGUGGACCGCCGCGGAGGAUUCGGAGUUGGGGCGCCUCGCGGCCGAGAAGGACGGCCAAUGGAAGGCCAUCGGGCAGAUCAUGGGCCGCAUGCCGGAGGACUGUCGUGACCGCUGGCGUAACUACGUCAAGUGCGGCUCGAACCGGUCGUCCAACAAGUGGUCCGAGGCCGAAGAAGAGAAGUUGCGCGCAAUCGUGGCAGAGAUUUUGGGCGAGGCCGCGGAGCUGCAGCAGAGCGCCAUCAACUGGACGAUUGUCAGCGAGCGUAUGGGAGGAAUCCGCUCGCGCAUCCAGUGUCGUUACAAGUGGAACAAGUUGCUCAAGCGCGAGGCCACGUCGCGCGCGGCGCAGAUUGACAUCAGCGACCGGAUCUGGCUCGUGGGGCGCAUCAAGGACUUGGGCUACACCACCGUUACGCAGAUCGACUGGCACUUGCUAGCGACGUUGUACGCGCGCGCGUACUGGCAAGGCUCUGAUUUCAAGAUCUGCUUCGAGCGCAUGCGUGGUACCAUCCGCGACUUUAAGAAGAAGAAGAUGGACGAUGUGUGCUCGUUACUUUUGCUAGACUUGAUGAACGAUGGUCACGGAGUAAGGAUCUAA
Molecule: messenger RNA, 1532 nt
Organism: Babjeviella inositovora NRRL Y-12698
Lineage: Eukaryota; Fungi; Ascomycota; Pichiomycetes; Serinales
Exons: 3
Coding region: 24-1532 (502 amino acids)
Biological process (GO): regulation of DNA-templated transcription
Cellular component (GO): nucleus
Molecular function (GO): DNA-binding transcription factor activity; transcription cis-regulatory region binding
Source: RefSeq, a predicted model, not a curated record